UGUACUUUUCAUUAUUGAAAAUGAGGAAUUCUGCUGGUUCAGUAGUUUUUUUAUGUUUGGGUCUUAUUGCUGCAUUCUCCCUAGGGUUGAGUUCAGCCCAAAACUGUGGAUGUGCUGCCCGCGGGUUGUGUUGCAGCAAGUUUGGGUAUUGCGGCACUGGAAACGACUACUGCGGCGAAGGAUGCCGAGAAGGGCCGUGCUACGGCAGCUCCGCUAACUGUGGGUGUGCAGCCCGCGGGUUGUGUUGCAGCAGGUAUGGGUAUUGCGGUACUGGAAACGACUACUGCGGCGAAGGGUGUAGAGAAGGGCCGUGCUACUCCUCCCCUGGAGGCGGCGGAGGCGGAAGCGGAAGCGGAAGCGGGUCGGUGUCUAACAUCGUGUCAGAUUCGUUUUUCAACGGAAUUGCCAAUCAAGCGGGUCCGAGCUGCGAAGGAAAGGGGUUUUACACGCGAAACUCAUUUCUUGAAGCCGCCAAGUCCUACCCCAAGUUCGGAACCACUGGGAGCACCGAUGACAUUAAGCGGGAAAUAGCUGCGUUUUUCGCCCACAUAACUCAUGAAACUGGACAUUUGUGCUACAUAAGGGAGAUCAACGGUGCAUCCAGAAACUACUGUGACCCCAACAACAGACAGUACCCCUGUGCACCCGGAAAGAUGUACUACGGUCGUGGACCUAUCCAACUAUCCUGGAAUUACAAUUACGGUGCCGCCGGUCAAAGCAUCGGUUUCGAUGGCCUAAACAACCCAGAUAUUGUUGCAACCAACCCUAUUAUUUCCUUCAAGACCGCCCUAUGGUUUUGGAUGAACAAUUGUCAUUCUUGCCUCCUGUCGGGUCAGGGUUUCGGCUGCACCAUUCGAGCUAUUAACGGCCCGCUUGAGUGCAAUGGCGCUAAUCCUGACACGGUUACCAAGAGGGUUAAUUAUUACACCAAGUAUUGCCAGCAGCUUGGUGUUAAUCCUGGGAAUAAUCUCAGAUGCUAGAUAUAUACUUAAAUAUUACACUCUGCCA
Ipomoea triloba (trilobed morning glory) is the source of this 1008-nucleotide messenger RNA. RefSeq names its product chitinase 5-like. Gene Ontology annotation, molecular function: chitinase activity; chitin binding. Gene Ontology annotation, biological process: chitin catabolic process; cell wall macromolecule catabolic process; carbohydrate metabolic process. NCBI's taxonomy places the organism in Eukaryota, Viridiplantae, Streptophyta, Magnoliopsida, Solanales, Convolvulaceae. The transcript is spliced from 2 exons. The coding region runs from base 21 to 980 and encodes 319 amino acids. The record is from RefSeq and is a predicted model, not a curated record.